AUGGACUUCGACCGGCCUGUUCCACGGAGAUCGCAGAGACGCACACAAGGACUACUAUCCGAAGGCCUGCAAGGAUCGUUGCGCAGAGGAGCUACCGUGAAUGAGGAGCGAGCACAUGGCUGCGACAUACUGGCAGAAGGCCGUAUUAUGCGAGAGAACGAGAGUAACGAGCGCAAGGCAACGAGAGCAGCCAGGUUGGCAGCCAUACCACCACUUCCAACAACGCCAGAACACCUCAGAGAGACGAUCGAUGAAGAUGACCUCUGCCCCAUCUGUCAACAACUACUGCAUCAGCCUGUCAAGACGACCUGCAACCACACGGUAAGUGAGUGGAGUAGAAGCCAUCGGUCGAUCCAGAUAUGCCAGCUGCAGCCCAUACUCAGCAGUGUCUGCGGAGGAUUCCUCCGACCCCCGUGGCGUUCAAGCAUGGCUAACAUCCUUCUGUUGGACAGAUGUGCAAAUCAUGCAUGCAUGGCACACUGGACAGACGUCUCCGUGACAUCACAGAUGAGCAUCGUCGAUGUCGACGAGGAGCCAGUAGCGUUCGACGCAGUAGCAGGCCUGGAAGCAAAAUGCCCAAUGUGUCGACAGCAGACAUCAGCAGCCCUCGACGCCGCCCGAGGCAACCAUCUUGACACAGCGUACCCACGCACAGCAAGGAGAAGACGCGUAGAAGAGGAAAACGACACCCUCAGUGAAGGCCGCGAAGGAGGGAUCCAGACAAUGACCGUCUACAUCGGCAACAGGCACCACCAGAUCGAAGCCUCCGACGCCAACCAGCACGACUGGACCUUCUUCGUCAGACCCAGCCGCCCAGAAAUGAUCGAAGAAGUCCACAUCGAUCUCCACCCUACCUUCAACCCGCCUCGCAUCAUCCGCGGUCGUCCCCCGUACGACAUCCGCCGCCUAGGUUGGGGCACAUUCACCAUCACCGCGAACGUGAUGCUCAAGGCCGGAUACAGCUGGCUAUCUGGCGACGCGAUCGACUCUCCAGACGGCGCCAAGAAGGGCACGUUGCCGCUGGAGUGGACUCUGGACUUUUCGGGCUUUGGUGGCAAGGGCAGUAUGGAUGGCAGCACAAAUGACUGA
Molecule: messenger RNA, 1089 nt
Organism: Fulvia fulva
Lineage: Eukaryota; Fungi; Ascomycota; Dothideomycetes; Mycosphaerellales; Mycosphaerellaceae
Exons: 1
Coding region: 1-1089 (362 amino acids)
Biological process (GO): regulation of DNA-templated transcription
Source: RefSeq, a predicted model, not a curated record